Callorhinchus milii (elephant shark) is the source of this 1887-nucleotide messenger RNA. Its product is annotated as lutropin-choriogonadotropic hormone receptor. Gene Ontology annotation, molecular function: luteinizing hormone receptor activity. Gene Ontology annotation, biological process: luteinizing hormone signaling pathway; phospholipase C-activating G protein-coupled receptor signaling pathway; ovarian follicle development. Gene Ontology annotation, cellular component: membrane. The transcript has 7 exons. Lineage: Eukaryota; Metazoa; Chordata; Chondrichthyes; Chimaeriformes; Callorhinchidae. The record is from RefSeq and is a predicted model, not a curated record.
AGGGGCCUUCAAAAAUCUCCCCAGGCUAAAAUACAUGAGCAUAUGUAAUACUGGAAUACAAUUUUUUCCCGAUCUGACACACAUUCAUUCAAUUGCAUCCAAUUUUAUUCUAGAAAUCUGUGAUAAUUUAAACAUUCUCAACAUACCAGAAAAUGCCUUUCAAGGAAUGAAUAACGAUUCCCUGACAUUGAAGCUGUAUAGAAAUGGAUUUAUAGAUGUGCAAAGUCAAGCAUUCAAUGGGACAAAACUGGAUAAACUGGAACUGAACGAUAAUACAAAUCUGAAGAGGAUACACAAUGAUGCCCUAAAGGGAGCUAUUGGACCAGAUGUAUUAGAUGUGUCCUCAACAGCCCUGGAGUUUCUUCCAUCUUACGGGUUGGAACACAUCCAGAAGCUAACUGCCCGCUUUGUGUACUCUCUGAAAAGAUUCCCACCCUUGGAAAAGUUCACCAAUCUCUUGGAGGCCAACUUGACAUACCCCAGUCACUGCUGCGCGUUCAAAAAAUGGGAGAAAGCAAAAGGGUAAAAUCUUGUGAUUUCUGGCACCACUAAUCUGUCAGUUGGAGUGAAGAACUCUUCUUCACAGAUCCCCGAAGCUGAAUUUUACUAUGAAUACGAGAACAUGGACGAAAUGAUCGACGGCAAUGCAUUCGAUUACGGCUUUUGUCACGGCAAAGCUAUCCUGGUCUGCACUCCAGAGCCGGACGUCUUCAAUCCUUGCGAAGACAUCAUGGGAUACGACAUUCUCCGAGUCCUCAUAUGGUUCAUUAACAUCCUUGCCAUUGUGGGAAACCUCAUCGUCUUUGUGGUCCUGGUGAUCAGCCAGAACAAGCUGACUGUACAGCGGUUCCUCAUGUGUAACCUGGCCUUCGCAGAUCUUUGCAUGGGGCUCUACCUGCUGCUGAUUGCUGCCGUCGACAUGAACACCAAGAGCCAAUAUUACAACUACGCCAUAGAUUGGCAGACCGGGGCCGGCUGUGCCUCCGCUGGCUUCUUCACCGUCUUCUCCAGCGAGCUCUCGGUCUACACGCUCACCAUGAUAACCUUCGAACGGUGGCACACCAUCACCCACGCCAUGCAGCUCGACAGGAAGCUACAGCUCAGACACGCUGUGGUGAUCAUGUGUGGCGGCUGGGUCUUUGCCCUCAUCUUAGCGGUGCUGCCCCUCGUGGGCAUUAGCAGUUAUAUGAAGGUCAGCAUUUGCUUGCCCAUGGAUGUAGAAAGUCUGGUUUCCCAGAUCUAUGUUAUAUUGAUACUCGUGCUGAAUGUCAUUGCCUUCGUGGUCAUUUGCGUCUGCUACGUCAAAAUAUAUUUAGCCGUCCAGAACCCAGACUUUGUGUCUAAAGGUAGCGACACCAGAAUUGCCAAACGAAUGGCGGUGCUGAUCUUCACGGACUUCACCUGCAUGGCGCCCAUAUCAUUCUUUGCCAUUUCAGCGGCCUUCAAGUGGCCCCUCAUCACGGUGACCAACGCCAAGAUUUUACUGGUGCUCUUCUACCCGCUCAACUCCUGCGCCAACCCCUUCCUCUACGCUAUCUUCACCAAAGCGUUCCGGAGGGAUUUCUUCAUCCUGAUGAGCCGCCUCGGCUACUGCGAAGCGCAGGCCCACAUGUACAAAAUGGACAAUUCGAACUCCAGGAGUGGAGGUGCCAUGGAAUGCCCGAGAGCAGUGGUCAAACUGACCAGCUUCAACGAGCUGGACUUGUCAGGCAGCGGAGCUGGUACCUGCAGCUUCGAGUCCUGAGAAACAAUCUGCUGGGUGGAAGUUUUAACCGCCUGAGGGGAGGAGGAAGAAUAUUGUGUCUCUAAGGUGUACAUACUUUAUUUUCCCCCCUGCAACCAGUAAGCAGGAUUGACGAAACCCAUUUCACGUUCAGUAUUUUUUCC